AUGGAGGAACAGAGACGUUCAAAUCUUGAUGAUCUUCCGUACGUUGUGCUGCAGCAUAUUUCUCAUUAUUUAUCUAUGGGGGAUAUUUUCAGUUUGAGCUUAAUUAACAAGAGGUUGAGACAGGAAGUUGUACCAAUAUUCAGGCAGAGAUCCAUAAAAUUUAAGAAGUCGGAAAGGUUGCGUUGGUAAGCAUGUUCUUCAAGGGUAUUUUUUUUAACUUUAAUAUUAUGACAAUGCACCAUCUCUGGUCAAAAAUGAGCGGUUUUAAAAGAUUUUUGAAAUUUUUCAUCACCCGUCUUCUCCUGGGCGAAAAUUAUUUUAAAAAAGAUUUUUAAAAAAAUAAAUUUAGGUACGAAGAAUGUCAAAUAGAUUUUGAUGGACGAUACGGCCAUGCUAUGUGUUACCAUGAGUCCCAAAAUCGCAUUUAUGUUUUUGGUGGGGUUUCCGCCAAUCGAGAGCUUUUGGAUGAUUUGUAUUACUUUUGUAUGGUAAGAUUUUGA
This is a messenger RNA of Bursaphelenchus okinawaensis, 500 nucleotides long. The record is from the annotation of a GenBank genome assembly. NCBI's taxonomy places the organism in Eukaryota, Metazoa, Nematoda, Chromadorea, Rhabditida, Aphelenchoididae.